ACCAAACACUGGCUCUAGAAAGGGCCUUCCAUGUUUUUUGCGAGUUUCACGGCCACAGUAGGUUCUCCUACAAGCUUCAAAGGGGAGAGGAGGGAGUAUUGUGUUGUUUGCAAUCUGCAUCCUCACUGCUAGAUGCCACUAAAUACUAAACACUGGUCCUUUAAAAAUGGUCAGUAACAGAAAGCUAGUAUAGUGGCUAUUUACUAGUAGUAUAACUGUGAAUUAAUUAUUAAUCAGUUUUUUGUUUGUUUUGGGUUUUUUUUUUUUAUUUACUUAAAUCGCAGUUAAACCAGCUACUUGCUCAGUCGGUCGUUGGUCUGCUACCUUAACAAUCUGACGAUUAAAGUCUCCUUGUCGAGAUUUAAACAACCUUGAAACAAUUAUCGACCAUGUCCCAGACUAUCCCUCCGAUCCUCUCCGUCCUCCCCACUCGGGCUCUGGUCGAUGAGAAGUUCAAGGUGUUGGUGGAGAAUCUGCCUGCAGGAUCUCCAGUAACUGUUCACGCCCUCCACCACUCAGAGGACAAGGACUACUGGGAGGCCUACGCCCACUACAUCAGUGACCACAAAGGAACAGUGUCUGUUGCAGAGGAUUUGAGUUUUGGCGGGACAUACACAGGAAUAGAGCCCAUGGGUUUGUUGUGGAGUAUGUGUCUUGUACCAGGCAGUCAAAAAGGCCUCAGGUUGAGAAAGAUGGACGUCCACAGCCCCAUGCUGGUCAACAUCUCGGUCUACAGUGGACACAUAGCUGAGGGCUUCAGGGAGCAGCCUCCUCUAGCCUCAGCGCUCACUGAGAGAUGGUACAUGGCUCCAGGGGUCCGGAGGAUUGAUAUCAGGGAGAAAGGAGUGCGAGGGACUCUCUUUAUACCUCCAGGUCCAGGACCCUUCCCUGGGCUGAUGGAUAUGUGGGGAGGAAGUGGAGGGCUGAUGGAGUAUCGUUCGGCCUUGCUGGCGUCCCAUGGUUAUGUAUCUUUGGCGCUGCAGUAUUUCUCCCCCGGUGAGCUGAAGUCAGCAGAGCUAGAGUUCAAAUAUUUUGAGGCGGCAUUUAAUAUUGUCAAGGAUCAUCCUCAAGUGAUCCCAGGCAGAGUUGGAAUUUUUGGUCUUUCCAUUGGCGCGAUUGUGACCAUGUAUUUGGCAGCUGAGAGCACCAUUAUCAAGCCUCGAUGUUGUGUUUGUGUCAGUGGCAGCCACUGUUUUCCACGUGGGGAAAACCUCACCAUAUUUGAUAAAACUUUGAUCAGGAAUUUUCACAAGGUACGUGUGGAUGAGAACGGCUAUCAGAUAUGGCGAGAUUUAAUUCUACCAAUUACCAGUGACCUCUCAAGGAAAGUGGACGUGAGAAACAUAACCUGUCCAAUGUUGUUGGUCAAUGGUCUUGAUGAUCAGAACAUAGCUACAGUGGAGUCUGCUGAGGAUAUCACCCAGAUGAUGCAUGCAGCAGGGAACGAUCACCUGCUGACCAGAGUGCAUUACCCUGACACUGGACAUCUGAUUGAGCCGCCCUACUCGCCUCACUUCAGAGCUACUAAGUAUUUAGUGGACACCACAAAAGCCAAAGAUGAAAUGCAUCAGAAACACGUGAGACUGUAAAAGUGGAAUUUCAGCCAGGAAAUGUAGCUGCAAGCAUGCAAGAAAUAUCAGGGUGGCGGCUCACCAUCGUCCCUGUGUAGGCAGAUCACUCCAUCUUUAGGGGUCCCUGAGUGAUCAUUUGUUGGCAAGUAGCUCAGAAUGUGAUCAGAACAUGAGUCAAUGAAGAUUUAUGAAAGUGAAAUUCAUGGAGCAGAGGAUUGUAGCCUUUCCAAAAUUAGAGCUGUACUGUUGGAGCAGCUGUUAACAGCACAGAGCAGAAAGGACGUCAUGCCAUCUGGUGAAA
Molecule: messenger RNA, 1872 nt
Organism: Thunnus maccoyii (southern bluefin tuna)
Lineage: Eukaryota; Metazoa; Chordata; Actinopteri; Scombriformes; Scombridae
Product: peroxisomal succinyl-coenzyme A thioesterase-like
Exons: 11
Coding region: 390-1589 (399 amino acids)
Biological process (GO): acyl-CoA metabolic process; fatty acid metabolic process
Molecular function (GO): fatty acyl-CoA hydrolase activity
Source: RefSeq, a predicted model, not a curated record